CAUAUCCAUCGACCCAUCGUAGGCUCUAGCUGUCAUUCACUUGUGCAGCCGAUGUGAAUGCCAUAGACCACCAAAAUGCUGCAAAAGAUGAAGUAAAGAGUUAACAUACAACUUACAACCAUGGUCGGAAGUGCCAGUUUUUUGAGCCAUGGCUUUGUCCACCAUAACUUCCCACAAACCCAAAAUCUGAUUUCUCAUAACUAUAAUCCCAAAUUAAAAGUGAUAAAAUGUGCAUUAACCAAACAGGGUAAUCGUUUUCUGACUUCAAUUUCAAGUUCAACCUUAUCUUAUUCAAUUGACCCAUCUCCAACUCACCGCUUAAUUCACAAAUUUGUAUCAACUUCUUCAAAAUCAGUGAGUCUUACCACUCUCAAUCAUCUUAUUUCUCCACGUUCUGCUCAUUCUCGCCUUUUCUUCAUCGUACUUCCUCUUUACAUGAAAAUUACACAAGUAUCUUGGUUUUCAUGGAACUCCAAACUAGUAGCCAGUGUUAUUGCAUUUCUAUACAAACAAGGCCAAAUAGAACAAGCUGAACUUCUCAUUGCAGAAAACAUUUCAAGUUUCUGUUCCAAAGAGAGAGAUCUCGUCGCCUUUUACUGCAAUUUGAUAGAUUCUCAUGCCAAAUUGAAAUCAGAAAAUGGGUUUUGUAAUACAUUAGCACACUUGAAAGAGAUCGCAUCGAAAUCGACAUCUACCUAUGUAAGAAAAAGAGCCUAUGCAGCCAUGGUUGGUGGACUCUGUGUCAUGGGCCGUCCCCACGAAGCUCGUAACUUGAUUGCUGAAAUGAAACAGAUGGGUAUAAGACCAUCAGUUUUUGAGUUUAGGUCAAUAGUUGAAGGGUAUGGAAGAAUAGCAUUAUUUGAUGAAAUGUUGCAAAGUCUUUCUGAUAUGGAGAAAAAUGGCUUUGCAUUAGAUAUGAUCUCUUUAAACAUGGUGCUGUUAUCGUACGGUCUGCAUAAUGAGCUUCCGCGGAUGGUUUGGUGGCUGCAAAAAGCGAAAGGUUUAGGCAUUCGACUUUCAGUACGAACAUAUAAUUCCGUUCUAAACUCCUGCCCGACUGUGAUUUCAUUGUUGCGAGAUAUUAAAACUGUGCCCGUUUCACUACACGAGUUAAUUCGAGUGUUGGAGGGUGGUGAAGGUUUAUUGGUACAAGAAUUGGCUCAGUCAUUGCUCGUAGAUGAGAUCAUUGCGUGGGAUCGGUUUGAGUCGAAGUUGGAUAUGCACGGAAUGCACUUGAGUACAUCGUAUAUAAUAAUGCUUCAAUGGAUGGAGGCGCUGCGUAAAAGAUUUACUUCCGGGGAGUAUGAAGUUCCUGCAGAGAUAACGGUUGUUUGUGGAAUGGGGAAGCGUAGCAGUGUAAGAGGUGAAUCGCCUGUGAAAACACUCGUGAAAGAGAUAGUUGUUCGUACGAGGAGUCCUCUUAGGGUUGAUCGAAAGAACAUCGGUUGUUUCGUUGCCAAAGGGCGAUCUGUCAAGGAGUGGUUGUGUAUAAAUCAGUAGGAUUUCGAGUUUCUAGCCAUCAGUCCAAGCAGACGUAUGAUGCAUGAAGCUGUGCCACUCUUUGAAGAUGAUGAGGCGUUUGUUCAUCGACUAGGAAGGUUCUCGACUUUUUGUGACUUGUGAACAAAUAAUCUGUCGAAUCUCGAAGCUAUGUAAUCAAUACUAGCCACCACCAGCCCAUCAGCAAAGCAAUGUUGCUGGGAUUUGGGAAAUGGUAUUGCAUACAUCUCUUGAUCUCCAUCAGUGGGUCAGCUCAUCUACAAGCGUCCAGGUUAAGAUCGAGAUCCAUUUGGUACUUACGAUGCUGUAUCCUCUCGACUUUAUAUUUGUUGAUCCUUUAGAAGAAACUCUAGGUUUUCCGAUUGGAGCUUGCCUUUUAUGAUGGCCAUUUCAUACUGGAACAGCGAAUAAAGACUUUGACUAAUUUUAACCUUCGGUUUUUGUUCGCUGUUACUAACAGCGAACAGCUCCAAGUUACAGAUUUGUAAAAAAAAACUGCUUAUCUUGAGAAAUAGUUUGAAAUUUUAGCUAUUAUGUAAAUUUUUAUAUUUUUUUCUUA
Amaranthus tricolor (Joseph's coat) is the source of this 2059-nucleotide messenger RNA. RefSeq names its product pentatricopeptide repeat-containing protein At2g17033. The record is from RefSeq and is a predicted model, not a curated record. Gene Ontology annotation, molecular function: protein binding. Lineage: Eukaryota; Viridiplantae; Streptophyta; Magnoliopsida; Caryophyllales; Amaranthaceae. The transcript is spliced from 2 exons. The coding region runs from base 121 to 1500 and encodes 459 amino acids.